Molecule: messenger RNA, 1631 nt
Organism: Hippopotamus amphibius kiboko
Lineage: Eukaryota; Metazoa; Chordata; Mammalia; Artiodactyla; Hippopotamidae
Gene: S100PBP
Product: S100P binding protein
Exons: 7
Coding region: 230-1507 (425 amino acids)
Cellular component (GO): nucleus; cytosol
Molecular function (GO): calcium-dependent protein binding
Source: RefSeq, a predicted model, not a curated record
CGCUGGCCUGGCAGCCUCGGGGUGGGGGAGGUCGGGGAGGGGGCGAUAAAAUGGCGCAGGGGCGGAGUGAGGCGCAGUCGCUCGCCUAGGUUUCGGCCCGGCUCCCGGAGGAAGGUGGGAGUCAAUCAUUUUGACAAGUCUCCUGAAAGGAACAGCUAGCAGGAGCUGAACCCUUUUUCCAUUUGGUCUCGUGGCAAAGGCAGAGAUCACACCAGCAGCUCCACACAGUAUGAGAGACAGUUCUUUAUCUUCUUAUAUGACGUGCUCAGUAGUGCCCUCUGAACAGUCUUCUGGUACCUCUCUCUUGCCAUUUUCUUGGGAUUCCUUGGAUGAGGAUGGAUUGGAUGACUCCUUGCUGGAGCUGUCUGAUGGGGAAGAUGAUGGCCAUUUCAGUUUCACGGAGGAAGAGAUUCAGGAGCUCUUGAAGGAUGAUGACCUAUCAAAUGAGCACUUUUCUAGGGGAGGAGGGUUGCCUAACGAUGACAGCAGGAAUGCUGAGAAGGGAGGGAAAGGGAGUCAAAUUCCACUUGAUACUCCCCAAGAGAAAAGUUCGUCGUGCAGCUUGGGACCAGAAGCUGAGACCUCUGGCCUCUUCAAACUACCUCAACUAAGUACAUCAGUUGGUCAUGGACCAACUCCUACUAAACCAUUGAACAGACGCUUUGCACUAGAAAAGAAUCUUAUAAAAGUUACAGUUGCACCAUUUGAUCCAACAGUUUGUGAUGUUGUACUUGAUAAGGACAAGACUGAUACAGCCAAAGUUACUGAAAAACCCCCCUCCCUUGGAGAAGAGAUGAGAGAAGAUGGUCUUAGCUCAAAUGAGAGCACACUUUGCACAGAAUCUGAAGGGAUCAGCCCCAAUAACUCUGCCUAUGAUGGGCCCCCGCUCCCUUCUUCAAACAAUAACUUUCAACAAACUGUCUCUGAUAAAAAUAUGUCUGACAGUAAGAAACCUACACCUGUAUUCUCUCAGAUCUUGGACCAUUCAGAGACUCCUUCUAAUACGGGGUCAUCCUGGAGAAAUGGAUCACAUAAAUCAGGUGUUGAAAUGAGGUUUCCAGUUGUUUCCAGUUCAUCAAACAAACAGGAUGUUCUUGACAAGGAUUCUGGGAAGCUGAAGGUCCAUGAGAAAAGACUGGGCAAAGUCAUUCCUGUUCUGCAAACCAAAACAAGGACUAAUGUUCCGACGUUUUCACCAUCAGAUCUAGAAAAGCAGAAGCAGAGUUAUCUCAGGAAUGUCAUUGCUCAUAUAGAAGACCCAGUGGACACUAACCAAGGUACCUUGGGGGAGCUGUGUGCCUUGAUGGAUCAAGUUCAUCACGUGCAGAGCCAAAAAUGGCAGCAUCCUUCGGACCUCACCAGACGAAACUACGCCCGGUUCCGACAGAAAUCUCUGCAAAGAUACAGUCUGACUCAGUGGGUUGACCGGAACAGGAGAAGCCACCAUCGGUUCCAGCGUCUACCAGACUUCUCAUACAGUUCAUUUGUCUCCUCCCAUCAGCAGUGAAGGUCCCUAUCCAGGGUCCUGUCCAGAGCAGCAUCUCAUCUUCUUCUGCUGUUUUGUGCUUUGUAGAUGUUGAAAUUUAUUUUUCAUAACAUUUUUAUUUAAAGAACUUGUCACCUUUUGGAAA